UGAACUAUUACCAUCUAAUCUACAAAUAUUACCAAACUUAUAUUAAUACAACCUUCUACAUUUAUCAUCAGCAUAAAGCUACAGUAUAAUAAGCAAAAUCCACAAGAAAGAAGCGAGAAUGUCGAACACCAAGGACGAUAAAGACCCCAUAGGCACCGUGGUGUACAUGGGGCACCCGGGACACACGGGGUACACGCGGUGCACAGACUAUACCAGUAGCGCCCCAAACCACACAGCUUCAACGAGCGCCGCGGAGCCCACAUGUACACCCAGUUUGUUAGACCAGGUGAGCACCACAACCUACACGAGCGCUUCGAGCGAUCCCACAAGACUGGACACGCCAAGCCAUACAUUGGACUUUCCAAGCUACAUGGCGUCCACGAACACUCCCGGUUUAGCGAGCACUCCCAGCUAUCUAGGCUCAGCGAGCACCGCAACCCUUGCCGCGGACAGGGCCCCGGGCCUCGCGGAACCACUUACAACAACAGAAGUUCCGCGGAUUUCCUCCUCUUCUUAUUCUCCGACCAACACGGACAUGUCGCACAUAUUGAUCACACCAAAGCCCCCGAGCGCCACCAAAUCCAAAAAGGAGAAAGAAGAAGAAGAAGAAGAGAGAAAAAAAUGCUGCCCGUACUGCGUUGUCUACAGACCCCCGACCGGGCCGCUGUUUGGCGUCUGCCCCGUGUGCUACCACUGGGCGUUCGGGGACGGCGAUCCGUAUGUGCUCCAGAGUGAGUGUUUGGACAAGUUUCCUGAUUUCGCUAAGGAGCUUGAUAAAUAGUGCUGGUUUCGUGGCUCAGGUGUGCUGCCUAGUAAACGUGGAGAGUAGGCUUCUUAGGUUGUAUGAAAUAAGAGAGGGGAGAAGAAAAAGAGGGGAGUGUAGAAUGGAGGGGCGUAAGGCUAAGGUAACAUCAAUCAGCCCCUUGCCAACUUCCUGGAGGUUGUUUUGGUUUAGGGGGGGAAAUGACUUUGGUUGUAUAUGAACUGGAUAAUAAUAAUUUGGAAUGCUAUAUGCGUUUGGUUUUACUCCAGGAUAGUCGAAAUAGAGCUUGGUAACUAGGUACCUAAGGUAAUAAGUUUGACUUGUCCGUACAAGGUGAACGAGCCCUUGGUUCGUUAGGAAUCAGCACUGAUUACUUUCACUCGUGUUUCCUACGCUCCACUUCAUCCUCUGACAGAUAUGCACCCUUAAAACUCCCACCAUAGAAGGGUUGUAGGUGGGCACACAUAAAACUCAU
This is a messenger RNA of Hypoxylon fragiforme, 1238 nucleotides long. RefSeq lists its product as uncharacterized. The record is from RefSeq and is a predicted model, not a curated record. The transcript has a single exon. NCBI's taxonomy places the organism in Eukaryota, Fungi, Ascomycota, Sordariomycetes, Xylariales, Hypoxylaceae. The annotation marks the transcript as partial.